AUGGCUGCCGCCAGAAAUCGCAGCAAAAACUUUGAAAGUUGUGAAAUACAACUUGAAGAUCAUAUCGGUGUGCUAAACAGCAAACUUACCAACUCAAUAACUAAUGACAAAAAGAAGCAGAUAUGGGACAAAAUAACGGCCGAGAUCAAUAGCCUUGGGGUAAGCAAUAGGACGUCCAAAGAAAUCAAGACAAAAUGGAAUAAUAUGUUUCAAAAUGCAAAAAAAGAGUUUUCAGAUAGAAAACUUCAAACGCAAAAAACUGGUGGCGGUCCAUGUCCCAAGCCUGUUUCCUCUUACAUCGAGAAAAUCAUGGAUAUUUAUUCGGAUUCCGCAUGUUUCAACGGUGUGGCCGGAGUGGAAUCUCCUGUUCCCUUGCAAGAAACUCAAAGUGUAGAGAUCCAUGGCUCUCCUACAACGUUGGACUUGUUGAGUCGCGUGUUGCAGGAGCAACAUGAUAAUGAUGUAGCCGUCCCAUCGCUUGAUGCAGAGAUGCCAAGCUGUAGCUACACCGCUGAUAUUGCAGCUGAAGGCAACUUACAGUCCUCCGUGGAGAGCAAGAGUCUGUGCGAAGACGGGUAUGUAGAUAUAUAG
Haliotis rubra (blacklip abalone) is the source of this 591-nucleotide messenger RNA. RefSeq lists its product as uncharacterized. NCBI's taxonomy places the organism in Eukaryota, Metazoa, Mollusca, Gastropoda, Lepetellida, Haliotidae. The coding region runs from base 1 to 591 and encodes 196 amino acids. The record is from RefSeq and is a predicted model, not a curated record. The transcript is spliced from 2 exons.